Molecule: messenger RNA, 3257 nt
Organism: Linum trigynum
Lineage: Eukaryota; Viridiplantae; Streptophyta; Magnoliopsida; Malpighiales; Linaceae
Source: the annotation of a GenBank genome assembly
CUGGCUCUAGUUCAACUCGUUUAGUGAGCUCAAAACUAGCUAUGUAAUCACUUACAAAUUAUAUCUACUACGAAUAUAGCUAAGUAAAACUCAAUUCAAAUUUGACUUUUUUAUUGACGAGCUAGAGCUUGCGAGCCAUCUGAGUGUUCAACGAAUAUAGCUGCUACGUUUAGUUGUAGCCCUAGAUGAGAUUACUGAAUUGAUACACAAUGUUAUGGAUACACAUAACACAACAUAGCUGCUAUCAUUGGCUUAUCAGCAACAUUAAUGACUUCCAGAGCAGACUAAUUCUUUUCCAGCUGUGCCAACUGCCAACCUUGGAGCUUCAAAGUGGAAUAUGAGAGACCAUAGCAGCCUAGGCCACAGUUCGCUAAGUCCCCACCUGUGUUUCUGUGUUCUGGAUUACGAUUAUGGAUGUGGGAUUGCAGCCCUCUACUGAAUAAAAACCAUUGGCUAAAAGCUUGGAAACGUGGCAACUGUGAAUUGACAAAUCACAAACAUUCCCUCUACCUAAGCCCCAACCUGAUUGCACUAAUGAGUGAUCCCUAUCGAACCCUUUCACCUUCAAAUAAUUCUCCCUCUCUCUCUCUCUCUCUCUGCCCCUGCUACUGUGCAAGUACAGGGACAGGAAGAGUUGAAAAGAAGACUCAACGACUAACUUGGCCCAACUCUUCAAUUGCAGCCACUGGUUUGCAUUUCACAUUUAUGAGCGGGUCGAUCAUUCAUUCUUCUUUUCCCCACAGAUGUGAUUCAGGAAACGAAGGAUCAGCCAUCCUUCAUCCAUCCACCUGCAUUAUAUAAAUACAACAUUGUUAUAGUAUGGAUGAUUACACUGCUGCUAGAGGAGGGUGGUGGGUUCAGCAGCUAUACCCUCAUCAACAAGCCUUCUUCACCAUCACAACGAUGAACAGCGCCAAACUCAACUCCCUGCCACUCGUUCGAAGCCAAAGCUCCUCUUCCUCCUCGGCCUCAGGCAGCAAUUCCGACGAUGAUGGUCCUCAGCAGCAGCAGCGACAGCAGAGCAUAGUGGUUCCGUCCAAUGGCAUCGCUGCUGCGCUAACUGAAGCUAUGGAUAACAAAGAUCAGACAUGGUCAAUCACUCCUCAAAUCCCAGCAGAUUUAUCAGUUCAAGUGCAAGAGGCUACAUUCACUGUUCACAAGUACCCCUUGGUAUCAAAAUGCGGCUACAUAGGGCGGCUCGAACUUCAGCCUUCAAUUUCAAACUUUCCCUAUGAAGUCAAGCUCGAAAACUUCCCAGGAGGACCAGAAGCAUUCGACGCCGUUCUAAAAUUCUGUUAUGGCCUUCCCCUAGAUUUGAACCCUCAGAAUAUAGCUCAACUUAGGUGUGCAUCAGAGUUCCUAGAAAUGAGUGAAGAGCUUGAAGAUGGGAAUCUAGUCACAAAGACAGAAGCUUUCCUCACAUUCGUCAUUCUCUCUUCAUGGAGAGACACAAUCACCGUCCUCAAAUCCUGUGAAGCCCUAUCUCCAUGGGUAGAAAAUCUGCAAAUUGUUAGGAGAUGCUGCGACUCGAUUGCAUGGAAGGCUUCAAGAGACAAUUUGACAACUACUGGGGAACCAGCAACAGCUAGUGACGAUGCAUGGUGGCUGGAUGAUGUGGCUACCCUCCGCAUCGAUCAUUUCACGAGGGUCAUAACAGCAAUUAGGGCAAAGGGAGCAAACCCAGAGGUAAUUGGCAAGUGUAUAAUGCGCUAUGCAUCAAGAUGGUUAUCGGGAAUGGAUGAUGAAUUAGAAGAUGUAAGAGGCUACGCAAACCAGGGGAAGAAUGGGUUGCAGUUCAGUGUACUAAGUGGGAGGAGAAAGGAAGAUCAGAGUGCUGGAAGCAACAAGGAGAAGAAGGCUAUCAUUGAGAACCUAAUAAGCAUCUUGCCUCCUAAAAAAGAAGCUGUACCAUGUAGAUUUUUAUUGGAGAUGUUGAAGAUGAGUAUUGUUUAUUCUGUAUCGCCAGCUUUGAUCUCACAGCUAGAGAAGAGAGUUGGGAUGACAUUAGAGACGGCCACUGUGAACGAUUUGCUGAUCCCUAAUUACAAAAAUGAAGAUCAAGGGAAGCUACUAAAAUCACCUGACCAACAACGCACAAUGCACAACCUAGAUGUGGUACAUAGAAUCAUAGAGUAUUUCUUGAUGCAUGAACAGGAUCAGCAGCAACUACAACCAACGCCAGGGAAAUCAAGUGUCAGUAAGCUUCUAGACAGCUAUCUAGCUGAAAUUGCCAAGGAUCCGAAUGUAUCUGUCAUCCAAUUUCAGGUCUUGGCUGAAGCACUGCCAGAAAAUGCUAGAGCAUGCCAUGAUGGCCUGUAUAGGGCCAUUGACACCUAUCUAAAGACUCAUCCUUCACUCUCAGAGCAUGAUCGUAAAAGGGUUUCCAAACUAAUGACUUGUGAGAAACUAUCCAUGGAUGCCUGCAUGCAUGCAGCACAAAAUGAAAGGUUGCCUCUAAGAACCGCAAUUCAGGUUCUGUUCUCUGAGCAGAUAAAAUUGAGGGCAGCAAUGCAAAGAAAAGAGUCAGCAGCAGAGAGUGGCAAUAUUUCAGAACAGGAGACACACCAAACAGAAACAAAAUCGGAGAUCAUGACACUUAAAGCAGAACUGGAGAAUGUUAAGACACGAAUGGCAGAGCUACAGAAGGACUACGUGGAACUGCAGCUCGACUAUGCUAGGUUAAACAACAACAAGCAGAAACAGACAGUAUCUUGGAACUUGGGUUGGAAGAGAAUAAGGACAUCCUCUCUGUUCCAGAGGAAAGCAGAUGGGGAAGAAAUAGAAGAAGGAAGGAAGAGAUCCAAUUCCACAAGCCGUAAACCCAGCUUGAGAAGAAGAAUGUCCGUUUCCUAGAAUUUGAAGCAACAUGCCAAACAUGCAGAAUGAAACAACAACCAGAGGCUCAAAAGUAAUUUACUGUCUAAUAUGAACUCAAUUCGACCCAUUUGGUUCUUCUGAAGGGAAAUGGUUAGAUAAAAGUAUCAAAUUGGGUCCUCAUUUGCAUGUAAUCAUUUGAGUCAUGCCAAAUAAUAUGGCCAAUGCUAUUGUUUCUCAUGUGCUAGAUUAAGCCAUAGAACCUGUAUACGUUUCGAGGUAUUAGCAAUUUCGCAGCUCAAAUUCAUUUUGAGAGAAUGAUAGUCAUUGCAGUUCACCACAUUUCCAUGGUGUCAAGCAUCAGUCAAACAGCAGGCUAUCAUAUGGCCAGAUAAUCGAGUGAAUUCAUAUCACGAUUCCAGUAAGAAAACAAAGAAAAGCCC